AUGGAUAGAGCAAGGAUUGAGAAUUGGAAUGAGACUGAGGCUGUGGAGCAGGAGGUCAAGAGGUCAGUUCUAAUCUUUUCAAAAUAUCCCCUAACUAUGGAAUGUUCAGGAGAAUGGAUCAGAAUAAAAGAGAAGUGUUUCUAUUUUUCUGACGAUACCAGAAAUUGGACAGCCAGUAAAAACUUUUGCAGUUCACAGGGAUCAGAACUUGCUCAAAUUGAUACAAAAGAGGAUAUGCUCUUGGUUUUGUCAUCUAUUUGGCAGUUUGUAGUCUUUGUCAUUCAGUCCAUGACUAAAACGUUUGAAAUUAAUGGGAAUGGAUAAUUUGCUUUUGGAGAUGCUGAUGGAGUCUAUAGUUCCAGGGGAUUUGUUGAUAUCAAGAGGAUUUGCAGGAAACCUAGAUUUUAA
Pteropus alecto (black flying fox) is the source of this 408-nucleotide messenger RNA. RefSeq names its product C-type lectin domain family 2 member A. The record is from RefSeq and is a predicted model, not a curated record. The transcript is spliced from 4 exons. Lineage: Eukaryota; Metazoa; Chordata; Mammalia; Chiroptera; Pteropodidae.